AUGCCGCUCGAAGGCCGUCGCCGCAGCCCGGAAAGCGCGCGGCGACGCCGCAAGGAACGGCGCCGGUCCCGGUCUUUGUCCGCGGACGGCGCGUCAGACGGCGGAGAUACCUACUCACGCGCCGGCGAGUCGACCCGGUCGGGCGGCCGUCACCGCUCGUCACGCUCCUCACACCACGCGGCGACCGCGGCCGCGACGACAACAUCCGGAAAGGCACCCGUCACAACCAUCCCACAUGUGGCCUCACCUUCACGCUCGCGAGGCGAGGCUGCCAGCUACUACGACACGAGCAACACUUUUGUCGACCCUGCGGCGUUCCGUCCGACAGGGCCUAUUUCGAGUGCAGCACCCGGUAUAGGUUUGGGCGCCGCCGCAGCCACAGGCAUUGCGGCCGCGUCCCAUCUGUAUCAACAAAACAGUCAACACAGUCAACAAAGUCAACACAGCCAACAACAGCAACCGUACACACCCACGCACAACGUCCGCGACCGUUCGGCAUCGUCGGGCGGCUCGUCGACGUCGUCGACGUCCGACUCGCUGCUCAACAUCUCGGCGCCGCGGUCGCACGUUAACGGCAUCAUAUCCUUUUUCCGGCGACGCAGCAGCACGUCUGGACGGUCGCCGACGCGCCAGCAGCACCGGGCGUCGUCGGGCCACCGCAAGACGAAGAAGCGAUUCUUGCGUUUCAGCAACUCCAGCUCCUCGUCCGUCGACGACGGCCUCUUUUACGGCCGCGGUUACAUUUCGCGCUCGCGCGUGCAGCUGGCGCGUGACGAGACGGUCGCCGCCGCCAGCCACAGUCAAAGCUACGACCAGUGGCCUAGCCAAAACCAUGGCCACAGCCAUGGAGCUGGCGUGGCUGCUGCUGCUGCUGCUGCUGCUGCCGGUGUUGCUGGUGUUGCGGCUGUGACGGACCAUCUGGCCUAUGGCGGCGACCACUCGUCUUCGUCGCGUCCGCAACGCGGUACCGGCGACGACGAAGAGAUUCUGCGCAUCGGCCGCGAGCUUGCCCAGCUGGCCCACGACGAGAACCGCCGCGACCUGGCCCGUGUCGGCCGCCGCGCCCCCACCCAGAUGGCCGCCGCCUCGGUCGCCUUGCAGCGCUUCCGCCAGCAGCGCCAUUCCCAGGGUGGCAGCCGCGACGACUUUAGCGGUGGGCGCGGCGCCGCCCUUUCGCGCCCCAACCACGGUCAUGAUGACCUCCCGUCGUCGCCCGACGACUCCGAGUGGGAGUCUGCCUCCGAAGACGGCCACUCGGACGACGACUCCUUUGCGAGCAGCAGCGACGGCGACUCGGGCCUGGCCUAUGGCUCGAGCCACCACCUGCCGCCAAAGCAGACCCGCCCGUCAGCGUCGCGUACGGCCUCGCACACGGCAGGGGGUGUAGGCGCUGCUGCUCUGGGCGUGGCAGCUGGUGCCGCUCUCGCCGGAGCUGCUGUUUCUGGCCGUCAUGGCGCCGGACGUGACUCGGCGCACUCGUCGCCCGCUAACAACCGCUACAACAAUGCUCACCCUUCGCACGCGGGCCGUCGCCAGUCCUCCAUUGUCGACCCGUCCCUCUUUGGCCCGCAAAACUCGCUGCGCGGCCACGUCACCAGCCCCUGCGGGUUUGACGGGCGUCCUGUCCCUUCGGGCCCGGCAGGCGUGAUUGCCUCGGACAUCCGGCCGCCCAGCCAGUCCGACUCGCGCACCGCCAACGCAGCGCCCACGACGCCGCGCCGUCGUCAGCAGCAGCCCCAAGGCCCCGUGGAAAUCAAAACGCCCAAACCCGUGACCCCGGUUAGCAGCCGCGUGUUUGACGACGACGUCAUUAUGGCGUCGGAGGUCCGGAAUCGCCAGCGGGAGAAGGAGCGGGAGCGGGAGCGGGAAUAUGAACGUGAGCGCGAACGCGAACGCGAACGCGAACGUGCGGGGGACCGCCGUGACCGUGACCGUGACCGUGACCGCCGUGAUCGUUAUGACCGUCGCCAAGACGAGCCCAGCACAACCGACUCUCGUUACAAUGAACGCAAGCAGGAGCGCACUUCCUCGCCUCUGGUGGCGGCGGCUGUCGGCGGCGUUGCCGGCGCCGUCUUGGCCGAUAUCGUCCGCAAGGAUGACCGCAAAGACCGCACGGAUGGCCGUCGUGACGACCGUCGUGACGACCGUCGUGAUGACCGCGACCGCGAUCGCAAAAACGACGACUACGACGCCCGUCGUUCCGACCGCCGUGCUGAACGCCGCAAGGAAACGUUGGACGAGCGCUUCCGCCGUGCCGAACGCUACUACCGCGCCCAGGAUGAGGCUGAGCGCCUGAAGCGAGAGGCGGCUGGCGCAGCGCCGCGAUCCGAUGACAAGACUGUCGCGGGCGCGUCUGCCAUGUCCAUGUCCACCGCCGCAUAUGCCCUGCUUGCCGAGAAGCACAAGCUCGACGAGCGAGAGCGCGCGGUAACCAAGGCCGACGACAAGCCGGCCGUCGACCCGUUCCAGUACCAGGUGGCCACCGACGCCUUCCCCACGCCGGUGUACGGCAACACACCCGUCAUGCGCCCCCUGACGCCCGCCAUCGUCACGGUCGACGACGGCCCGUCAUGGGCCACCAUGGAUGAGCCGGCCACGCCCGUCAAGAAGGCGCCGCCACCUUCGUCGGCAGCGGCUGGCCCACCUGGCCCAUCCACGCCCGCCAUAUCGCCCGGUGCGCAGCGGGACCGCGAGCGCGAGCUUGAGCGCCAGCGCGAGUCUCUUGUGCGCCGCGAGAGCGAGCGUACCAUCGAACGCGCCCGGCGCGACCGCGAGCAGCAGCGCCGCAGCGGCAGCCUCGAGCGCGAGCAGCACGAGGCCGAGGCUAUCCUGGAACGCACCAACCACUCCACCGCGCCCAUUGACAAGUCCGCCGUGACCGCCGCCGAGGCCGUCAUCAUGCGCGAGGAGAGCCAGUACAGGAACGAGCCGCCGCGCGGCCGCACGUCCGGCCGCCGCGAACCGCGCGACGAACAAGGGCGCACCGACCGCGACAUCCGCGACGACGCCGACCGCUACUACCGCAAGACGGCCAUGGCCCGCCGCAUUGCCGAGGACGAGAUCCGUUCGCGCAGUGCCUCGCCGUCGGAGUCGGUCGUUGAAAAGUACAUGAGCCGCAGCAACAGCUACAGCCGGGACAACGUCGACGACCAGCACGACCGGCGUGACGAGAACGACGAGCAUGACCAGCAUGAGAAGAACGACAAGAACGACAAGAACGACAAGCGUGGCGAUGCCAACGACCGCUCAAGCAGCCGCGGCUCGGGCAAGGACUCGCGCGGCACCGUGUCCCGCAGCAACAGCGACGAGCCGCCCGUCGUCCGCAUUGUCACGCCGCCCGAGAUGGAGCGCCGCCACGAGAAGAACAAGUACGCCGAGCCCAACGCCGACGUCCGCAUCGACAACAAAAUCUACCCCAACGAGCUCGACAAGUACCUCUUGCGCGCCGAGGACCGCCGCAAGGCCGUGCACGGCUCGUACGAGGCGGGUGACGAACAUGGUCGCAACCGCAGCCGCAGCCGCGGUCGGUCCAUGACCAUGCCUGUCUUUAUCUCGCGCGACCCGUCCUGCGAGCGCGAACGCCCGCUGCUCAACCUCGUCAUGCCCACCCCUGUGCCGUCGCCGACGCCCGAGAAGCAGGUCCAGAGACUCGAGCGUGCCGCCGAGCACGUGGAAGAAGAGGAGGCGCGCAAGAACCGAAGCCGCGGUGUGUCCGGCGUGACCGGCGGGACGGGCGGGACGAAGCCGACGACUGAUCCUGUCGACAUGGACGCCAACAUUGUCACUGUCGAGCCCGAAAUUAUCACCGUCGGCCCCCCCGACGACUUUGACGACGACGUUGCUCCGCCGAAGCCGCCGCCGCCGCCCACCUACGCAGGGCCCAAGGACAGAGAGGUAAAGGCAGACUCCGUCGACAAGGCGAGCGAGGCCAAGCCUACAGAAAAGUCGGACGGAUCGCCUGUCCCGGUCACCCAGUCUCGCUUCCCCAACGCCAAGCGAACUAGCACGGCGCCCCUCCGCAAGUCGGGCUGGGCCGCUAUUAUUGGUGCUGUGACCGGCACGGCAGCUGGUGCUGCCGCUGCAUCUGCCGGAUCUGUGGCGUCUGACACGUCCUCCAAGAAUGCCGACAAGGAGGAGCCUGUAAAGGACAAGAACGCCAAGGACAAGGACGUCCAUGCCAAGGACAGCAAGCCCGAAAAGACGGUCGAACACAUGGCCGGUGAAUUUCCCGAGGACGACGACAAGGAGAACAACAAGAACAGCGACAGCCAGUCAAAAAACGGCCAGGGCAAAGAGGUAGCUGAAGAGGAGCUCCCUCUGCGCCCGCGUCGUGACGGCAGUGGCAUCCCCAUCGACGACAAGGUCACUGCUGCAGAACCGGUCUCGGCCUCUCCGCCCCCGAGUCCUCGUCAGGCUGUCUCCGAUCGCUCCGCCGCCGCCCGCGACCGUCCAAGCCAAAGGCGCAGGGAAAAUCAAAGUCAAAGCCCUGACCACUAUUUCAGCGCCAAGAACAAGUCCACGCAACAGGGCGCCUUUGGCGACGACCUCGAGUUCGCCGCCAUCGUGUCUGCCGGCAUGCCUGCGUCCGGGUUUGACGACAACAUUGUCGUCCAGGAUCCGAGCUACUGGCAGCGGUCGUCGCCACCGCGUCAGAGUCGCGAACGCGGCCACGACUCGGACGACUCGGGCGCCGGCUCGUCGUCGUCGCGCGAAAUCGUCUCCGAGACGGCGCUCGGCGACGCGGCCCCCGUGACUGUGCGCACUGGCCACCGUAGCAAAAAGGCCAAGCAGCGGGAGCUGCAGCGAGAGCGUGAAGAAGAGCGGGCAGAAGAGCGUGAGCGGGAGCUUGAGCGCCAGCGCGAGAGCGAGCGUGAGAAAGAGAAGACGAGAAUGGAAGAGGAGACUCGCGCUGCCGCUUCUGCUCCCACUCCUGCCGUCGACGACUGGGCUGCCUACACGCCUACAAAGAAACAGGGCAAGAACAGGAAGAACAAGAAGGUGUCGUCCUAUGCCGAGGAAGAGGACCGCGGCCGGGACGUGUCUGUGCUGUCCGAUGUUGUUCCUGAGCCUGUUCUUGGGCCUGUCGUCUCUGAACCCAUCGAGCGCGCCGACACGACCAUCGCCGACAAUGACGACAAUGCCAACGCUGCCAACGCUGCCGAUGUCGACGCCCCAAAGGACGACAACGACGAAUGGUCGUCCACGUUCACAAAGUCCCGCAAACAAUCCAAAAAGGACAAGCGCAAGCAAAAGAAGGCCGCCGAGGACGACGACGCGCUGUCCGGCAGUCUGUCGCGGUCCGAAGCCAGCGAGACGACGGCCGUCGAUGUUGACGCCGACCCGAACGACAGCUACACGCAUACUGUCUCCACGGCCCCUGCCAAGUCUGUCUGGGACGAAGACGAUCCCAGUCCACCGCCGGAUCGAGAUCGAGAUCGAGACCGUGAGCGAACGGUUGAGACGGGCGAGACGGGCGAGACGGGCCAGACGGGCGAGGUGGAAACUGGCAAAAAGGGCAAGAAGAGCAAAAAGGGCAAGGCCGGCAAGGGCAAAACUGCUACAACGACCACGUCCUCGCAGGACACCGACAAGCAGUCUUUUUUAGCUAAUGCCGGCACCCUUGGCGCGGGUGUCGGACUUGCGGGAGCAGCCGUGGCGGCCAUUGCUAGCGCCGCCGGGCCUUCCCGCACAAAAGUCGCCGACGCUUCUUCCGACGAGAAGGAGCCUGCCGCCGACCACCCUCGUGGGAUGGAAACGGAGGACGAUGCUGUGGUCCCGGAGCGGCCACAGGACGAACAGCAGCAACGCGAGUUGCAACAAGACGAUUCACAACAGCACGAAUCGCAACAGCAAGAAAACGAACAAGAACAGUUGGCCCCGCACACAGACCUCCUCGACGGCCUUGCCACGCCCGGCCACCGUUCGCGUGCACCCUCCGACGCGGCAUCGGCAGCCCCUUCGGCGGCGCACUCGGAGCCUGUCAUCGACCCAGAGAUUGUCGCGCGCCAGAUCCGGCCGGCGAUCGACCCUCAUUUCGGCGACCUGCUGCCCCUGCCGCCGCAGCCCAGCGAGCCGGGAUCGCCCAAGAGUGUCAUAUCCGAACUCGACUCCGACUUUGAGUUCCCUGACCUGCCCGACAGCCGGCCCGAGACGCCGCCCGAGCAGGAGCGCGAGAGCCACCUCCGCGAGCAGCAGAUGGCCCUGGCCGCCGCCCAGCGCCGGCGCUCCGAGACACCCAUCAAGGUCAAGUCGUCCACGGCCAGUCCGACAGCCGUGCCCAUCCAAUGGCUGAUGCAGCGCUCGGGCUCGCCGUCUGCGAUUGCCGGCAGCCCUCGCAUGUACAAGCAGCCGCUGCCGUCUGGCGCGUCGCAGCAGGCGCAGCAGGCGCAGCCAACCCAGCCGUCGGCCAUGUCCCAGUCGGCCAUGCCGUCGCCUACGACUGCAGCCGGCGACGCGACAGAUCCUGUUUCGACGACUGUCCCCUCGACGUCCUAUGGUCCUGCCAACACGACGGACGGCUCUCCCUUGGCCUCUGGCUCGCCUGUGGCAGCGGGCACGCCCAGCUCCCGCGAGGCACAGGCCGUGCUGGACUUUUUCUCCACGCCGACCAAGCGCGCCUCGCGGCCGCAGUCGUGGGACAGCACGCGCGAUCUCAAGCCCCUCAAGCUGUUGAUGCAGCAGCACCACCGGUCGAGCAGCCAGUUGUCGGACGCAGAGGCUAAUACAGCUGGUGCCCCAUCGACAAACCAAAGCCAGGGCAGUAGCAGCAAUCCCAGCGCCCUGUCCACGCCCAUCCGCCGCGGCUUCGUCACGGGUGGUCUGGCCGGUGUUGGUGUCGGCACCGGUAUGGGUAUGGGCAUGGGCAUGGGCGUUGGCGGCGGCGAGGCAUCCCCGCUGCGUGAAGCGCUGGCGCGUGCCUCCAUGGCCAACAAUGACAAGAAUGCGCACGCGCAGAACCGCCGAAGCCUGCCGAGUCCCAACGCACUCGCUAUGGAGCUGGACGCGUUCACCGCCGCACAGGCUGGUGCUGCAGCUGCGCAGGCCACCGCGGGUUCCAAGUCGACAAACGCAAGCCCGGACAAGGAACGCACCGAGGAGGAUGCCAUGGCAGACAUCCCGGCAGUCUCGACGACGCCGCCACCUAGGUCGCAGUCUACACGUCCGUCCAUGGAUAUUCUACGCAGCGACGUCCUGGCCGCCGUGGAGGAUGCUACGCCUACAUCUACGUCUACGUCUACAAACGAGGACAAGGACAAGGGCAAGGGCAAGGGCAAGGCGAAGGAGGUCGAGGCGGAUGAGGCGGACUUGACCAGAGAAGCAGUGGCAGACCAGACGGCCGUCUCUGCUCCUGCCACACCUGCCUCGACGCUGACGGGCGGCUUUGCCUCGCGUCUCGGCUCCGUCUUUUCGUCGUUUGUCCGUCGCGGCUUCAGCGAGGACAAAAAGCCCGGGGCGGUUCCUGAGCCGGCGGACGAGCCUGUCAAGGAGGUGGCCAGCACAUCGCACCCCGACACUGUGACCAGCGGUACUGACCUCGACCGCUUCUUUGACGAUGUCGUCUACGACGAACCUGCUGCUGCUGGUGCUGCUGCUGUCGGUGUCGACAAGGACGCGCGCCGUGACAUCCUUUUCCCCAGCGUCGAGCCUGCUCUCGAGGAGACGCCUGCUGAGGACAAGCCCGUCUUUGAAGAGCCAGCGUACACGGCCAGCCCCAGCGCGUACAAGAAGCAGAAGAAGGCCAAGAAGAACAAGAAGGGCAGCCGGGCUGAGCCGGACGUCCUGAACGUGGACGACAGCGCAAACGUCUCGCCCCGCGACCCCAGCCCGCAGCCGACGGUCACGGAGACGGAGACGGAGACGGAGACGGCGUUGGUUGAAGAGCCAGAGGCCGUUCCCGAGGAGGUCGUCGACGACUUUGCACCUGUUUCAAAAAAGGACCGCAAGAAGAAGGGCAAAAAGUGCAAGAGCCUGAGCCAGAGCCAGAGCCAGAGCCAGAGCCAAGCCGCCACGACGCCGGCUGACUUUACCGAAGCCGACGAGAUGGCCGUCACCCAGGUGGAGGCUGAGCAGCCCCCCACGCCAGCGGCUGAUGUAGAGCAGACAGCGGCUGCUGCGGUGCCCGACGACGACUUUUCCAGGGCGUCCUGGACCAAGACAAAAAAGGCCAACAAGAAGAACAAGGGACAGGCCAAGUCGGUCGACGACUCGCCCGCGGAUUCUGACCGCGACAUGUCGGGUUCAGGUUCAGGUGCAGGUUCAGGUUCAGGUUCAGGUUCAGCUUCAAUUCUUCCAACGGCAGUUGCUGCCACAGCCGGAGCCACAGCAGUGCUAGCGGCGGCCGAGCUGUUGACGAUGAACAAGGGCGAGGACAAGGCGCACGAGCCGGAGACGAGCGACUUGGACGACUCCGCCAAAGAGCCCACUUGGUUGCAUGGCAGUAUCCGCGCUGAGCCCCACACGAGCAGCAAGAACCAACACCAAGUGGAGGCGCCCAGCCUGACUGGCGGCGGUGAGCGGACAUUCGACGACAGCGACAACGACAACAACGACGCUCUUGACAACACGGAAACGACCCCUGGCGACGUCGUAGCCGACAAGGCCUUGCUGCCUGACAGCGACACGGCUCCCCUCGCCUCGGCUGUGACCAAUGACAACCGCCAACAGGAUCCAGCGGGGUCUUCUAUCGGCGGGCCGUCCAAUCAGGACGCGGCGGGCCGGCCCACUGAGGAGACGGUUGAGGCCACUUCCAAGGAGCUGUCUGACGACACGAGCAAGGCCGAAAACGCCCGCAGCGGAGACGACGACAGCAACAACAGCAACAACAGCAAAUCCAGCAAAACCCGGCACGACGUGGAACCGACCCUGCAUGCAAGCUCUGGCGAUGCCGGCGCCACCGUUCUCACGCGAGAGCCUGCCCAGGCAGGCAGAGAUGGCUCAGACUCUCCAACCUCUAUCCAAGAGACCGCUCCUGAAGCGACCCCGGGGCCUGCUUCGGACCGCAGCUUGGAAGAGCAACCUCGUCAACAAGACAUGGACACAGCAGCCGUCACGUCCGACACGAUGGACAAUGCCGGCGUCGGCGACGAAAGCACCCGCCGAAGCUCGGGCCAGGCCAAGAAGCUCUCCAAGAAGCAGCAGCGCAAAGUGGCUGCCGCUGCUCUCGCUGCCGCUGCUGUCGGUGCAGUCGGUGCAGGUACAGCCGGUGCAGUCGGCACAGAAGAGGCCGCAGCGGACGACAACAGCACCACUGAGGCGGUCCGCUCGGUUGAACAGCCUGCGACAGAGACAGAGGCCGUCGUCGUGGACGCCGACCGCCGCGAGGACAAGAACCGCGACGACACGCAAACUGCCUCGCCCGUCGACGCACCUGUCGAAGAAUGCCAACAACCACAAGACGUCCGAGAAACUGGCGACAGCCCUGCAGCAGCUGACCUUGACGUCGGCAGCACUGACUUGACCACGACGACCACAUCGGAUGCAACGCCAACAGCUGUAGAUGACAACGACGAGUGGUCUGCGAUGACCACCAAGAAGUCCAAAAAGGGCAAAAAGGGAAAGAAGGGCAAGGCAGCUGAGGUUGCUCCAUCUGAGACUGGCCCGGUCGUGGCAGAGACAGACGAGUCCGUUGUCGCCAGCCAACCCGACAUUGUUGCGACCGACCGUGCCGUCGAGCCCGAGGCGGAGUCUGCUCCCACCGAUCCUUUGUCCGGCGCACCCGUUGCCACAGAGCCCACCACCGACGACCUCGCAUCCGGCGGCGGACUCAAGAAACAAGACAAGGACAAGAAGAAGAAGCGCAAGGACUCGCACGUGACCUUUGCAUUGGGCGAGCCAACAACGCAGCCGGCAGCAGAGGCGGCAACCGAGCCAGCAACCGAGCCGGAGGUUGAGCCCGCGACUGAGCUGACUGAGGUACCUGCAGAGGCGCCUGUCGAGCCAGUCGAGCCAGUCGAGCCAGUCGAGCCAGUCGAGCCAGUCGAGCCUGCUGAAGAGCCUCUGGUAGCGCUUCCGGUCGAAACACCAGUGCAGCCCGAAACAUCCAAAGAGAUUGCUGCUGAGGAUAUUUCUGCUUCCGCCCCAACACCUUCCGAGCCGGAGCGGAUAGCUGCUCCCACGAUCAAAAAGGCAAAGAGGGUGAAGAAGUCUAGGUCUUGGUUCUCCUGGGGCAGCACAGAUGAUACUCCCGAGGAAGAGGAGGACACUCCUAUCGCAGUACCUGUCGAGGUUCCUGUCGAGGCGCCUGCUGAGACCCCUGUCGAAGCGGCAACAGAAGAGACGCCUGCUCCCACGGCGACUGGAGAGCAGCCAGACGAUCAGAGCCGCGACACUCUUCCCGUGGAACCCGUCGUCGAGGACACGCCUGCCAGUGAGGAGGCGCCCGCCGAACCUGCUCUCUCUACCACCGACGCUGGUGGGCCCUACUCUGUCAGCCUCAAAAAGUCCAAGAAGCGCAAGGGGAAGAAAGAUACUGGCUUUGAUGUUGAUGGUCCCACGCCUGAAGAGCCGGCGGCGCUACCUGUCGAGAACUCUGCCCUGCUUGCCGAGGAGGAGUCUAUUCUGCCUGUCGAAAGGGAGCCUGUGUCUUCUCCUGCACCUGUGGUUGAGGAGGAGCCGUCCGUGGUCGAAGCACCUCCCGUUGCCGACGACGCUGACAACACCGUCGACGCUUCCAUCGGCCUCAAAAAGGCAAAGGGCAAGAAGGGUCGCAAGUCCGUCUCGUUUCAACCCGACCUCGACGAGGCGCUUGUAUCGACAUCGCGUGAUGUGGUCGAGCCCGAGACCAUACCCCAGACCAAGCCCGAGCCCGAGCCCGAGGUUCCUGCCGCUGAAGACUUGCCGGCGGAGACAGCGUCUCCUGCCACGCCCGAGGCCGCAGAGCAGGACGACGUUUGGGCCGCGUCGGCCCCGUCUCUCAAGAAAGCCAAGAAGGGCAAGAAGAACCGCAAGGGCUCGGCCGUGCUGUCCGACUGGGACGCUCCCGAGGCUCAGACACCAGAAGAGGCGCCCGAGGACACACCAGCAGACGUUGUCGCUGCCGACAAGACCGAGGAACCAGUGCCUGAAACAGUACCGGCUAUACCAGACGACACUGUCACCACCACCGAGCCGGAGUCCACUCCCAGAGACUUGCCCACAGACGAGCUUCCUGCUGAGGUCGCCGAAGCUCAAGACGCGGAGAAGCCCGAAGAAGAUGUCUUUGCUCCCGCACACACCCGCAAGCAGUCCAAGAAAGACAAGAAGGCAGCCAAGAAGAAGAAGCAGAUGGCCUGGGGCGAUGCGGAUGAGGCAACCGAGACAACAGACGUGCCGCCGGAGCCUUCUGAUGCUUCUUUCGAGCAACCCGAGGCUCUUCCCGAGACAGAGUUUGUGGGCGAGCCUCCUGUUACCGAGCCGGACACUGAGCCGGUGACCAAGCCGACACCCGAAGCUGUCACUGAGGCUGUCACUGAAAAGUCGAUUGUUGAGAAACCGUCAAGUAUAGAGACUCCCGUCGACGAUUCUGCCGCCGCUCUUGAUCCUUCGGCCGAGCGCGCCGUUGAGCCUACGACCGAACACAUUGCUGAUACGGUCAUCGAGGCCGCCCCUGCACCCGUCGCUGAGACGCCUGCCAAUACCCAUGACGAGCCUCUCGCUGACGAGCCGGUUGACUUGGCGCCCGUGUCUGGCAAAAAGUCAAAGAAGGACAAGAACAAGAAGAAAAAGAAAGCAAAGGCUUGGGCCGACUUUGAGGAGACGCCCGCGCCUCCUGAGCCUGCCGAGACGCUUGAACCAGCGGCUGACUCUGCCGCUCCCGUCGAGGGUGUCCUCCGUCCUGAGCCUGCCGAGACUACGGAGGCUUCUGAAGCUGCUGUUCCUGUCGAACCAACGGAGCCUGUUGACACAGUCCCGGAGAUCAUUGCCGGCCGAGAUGUAGCAGAGCCGACAGAAGAUUCCGCGCCUCAGCUAGUGAGCGACCCUGUCGAGUCUUUUGAUUUUGCUCCUGUCACGAAGAAGGCAAAAAAGGACAAGAAAAAGAAGAAGGUUCAGGUUCAGGCUUGGGCUGAUGUCGAGGAGUCCGCAUCACCAGCAUCCGAACCUGCAACUGGGACGGCCACGCCUGCUGAGACUGAAGCCGCUGAGCCAGCUGCCGUCGAACCUGUAGCCGUCCAGCCCACCGAGGCAGAGGCCACCGUUCCUGUGGACUCCGUUGAGCCAGUCCCUGUCGACUCUGCCGAGUCUGUCGAACCUGUCGAACCUGUCGAGCCUGUUGCUGAAGCCUUGGCUCCAGCAGACGAGACGCCUUCACAACAACCCGCUGAGCCUGCUUGGACAGAUGCUGAGGAGACGCCUACUCCAGAGCCUGAGCAAACAGCCGAGCUUGCACCUGAGCCUGACAAUGUCAGCGAGCCGCUUGCGGAGGCAGAGCCGACUGUUGAUACUGUUGACGCUGUUGACACUGUCGACAGUGUCCAGCCAACCACUACGACAGCUGCCGACGUCGAGCCGCUUGAAGUCGCUGCCGUCGAGACCGCAACAGAGCCCUCGUCUGAGCAGCCCGAGCAGACUGAGCCCACUGCUGCUGACUCCGUCGACGACGUCCCGCCCAUCUCUCGCGAGGAAUCCAAGAAGGAGAAAAAGGACAAGAAAAAAAAGAAGAAGUCGUCGACAUGGUCUGACUUUGACGAUACUCCUCAGCCUCCAGCCGAUGCCCCUGUUGAGUCCGUCGAGUCUUCGACUGAGCCUAUCCAAGAGCCUAUCCAAGAGCCUGUCGAGGAACCUGUUCCUGAACCUACGGAGACCGCAGAUCUCGAGAUCGGAGCGGCCGAGCGCGAACCAUCUGCCGAACGUGAGAUUGUCGAAACCAUCACAGAGCCUGCGCCCCAGCCCGUCAAGGAGGCUGUUGAUGACUCUCUUGACGUUGCCCCUGUCUCUGGCAAGAAAGCCAAAAAAGACAAGAAGUCGAAGAAGAAGGCGCAGGCUUGGACUGAUUUUGAGGAGACUCCGGAUCUGACCGUUGAGACAUCUGGCCCAGCAGCUGAACCUGCUGUUGAGCCUGCCGCUGAAGCCGUUUCUGAACCCGUCGAGCCCGUCGAGCCUCUGGACCCUUCUGUAAACGUUCCGGAAGAGCCCGUUUCUGGGGACCUUGUUCCCGAAGCAGUUCCAGAGGUCUCUAUUGACCGCGAAGUCAUCGAGGCACCUGAAGCGUCUACUGUUCCGCCUGUCACCGUGGACGCCACAUCUGCAGAGCUUGCUAAGGAACCCGCCGCAGAACCGCUUGACUUUGCUCCCGUCUCUAGCAAAAAGUCAAAGAAGGAAAAGAAAAAGAAGGAGUCGCAGGCGUGGACUGACUUUGAAGAGGCGCCGGAGCCACUUGCAGAGACAGCAGAAGCUCAAUCCGCUCCCGACAAUGUCCCUGAGCCAGCUGAGCCGACCGAUCCGGUCACAGACGUUUCCGCAGAGGCUCCGCCCGAGGCUGAGGCUUCUCUGGACCGCGAGGUGACCGAAGCCACUGACGUGCACGCUGCGAUCCCCGCCGCUAAGGCCGACGACGAGCCUCUUGAUGUUGCCCCGGUUCCAGGCAAGAAGUCAAAGAAGGACAAGAAAAAGAAAAAGUCGCAGGCGUGGACAGACGCUGAGGAGACGCCGGAGUCGGCCACUGCUACGCCGCCGGAGCCGGUCAUUGAGUCUGUGAUAGAGCCAGCUGCAGAAGCUCCCCAAGAGCAAGAGCCGAAGGUUUCUGCCGACCGUGAAAUAUCGCAACCCACGGAUAAGGCUAUCUCUGAGUCCACAGCAGAUAUUGCUGAAAUUGACAGCGAACCGGCCAAACAAUCUGCCGAGGAGCCUCUCGACUUUGCUCCUGUGUCCCGCAAGUCGAAGAAUGACAAGAAGAGCAAGAAGAAGGCUCAGGCCUGGACCGAUAUUGAACGUACUCCUGAGCCGUCGGCUACCGAGUCGGUCACGGAGGUAGUCGAAGAGGCUGGCAAAUUGGUGGAGCCUGCCGAAGAUGCCGAGCCCGUUGCGCUCGUUGAGCCCGCUGAGCCCGUUGAGCCCGCUGUUACGGCUGCUGCCGAUCAAGAACAUGAGCAGCGUCGCGAACUUGACGAGUUUGUGCCCGCAGCAGCCGACGAGACGUCUCAAGAGACGCCUGCUCAAGAACAGCUGGAACAGCCUCUCGAUUUCGUGUCCGUCUCUCGCAAGCAGUCGAAGAAGGGCAAAAAGAAGAAGACCCUGCUCGCUUCGUGGGAUGAUGAUGUUCCGGCCGAGGCUGCUCCGGCGUCUGUGUCUGAGCCGGUUGUCGAGCCUCCAGUUGAGCCCGCCAUUGACGCCAUCCCAGAGCCGACAUUCGAGGCUGUAUCUGAGGCUGUAUCUAAGGCAGCCGACCAGCCCGAGACUACAUCUCUUGACAGCGCUGACAUUGUCGACGAGCCCGCGACCCAGUCCGACGAGAAGCCGGUGGACGACUUUUCUCCUGUCAAGAAAUCUUCCAAGAAGGAGAAGCGGUCCAAGAAGAAGGCACAGCAACAAUCGUGGGCUGACGUUGAAGAACCUGCUACGACCGAUGAUGUCGUUGAAGAGGUGGCCGCUGACCGCCAAAUCGAGGCGGACGCUGCUCCUGAGCCCGCCCCAGUCGACGUUCUUCCUGUCGCCGAUGAGCCACUUCAGCUAAGCAAGAGAGCUGCUGAGGUUGAUUCGCCGUCAGCACCUGACAUCGAGACCGCUGUGGAGCCUGCUUCCGAACUUGUCGUCGAACCUGUCGUCGAACCUGUCGCCGAACCAGCUGCCGACCCCACUGCUGCGCCCGCCGAGGACGACUUUGCGCAGGUGACCAAAAAGUCCAAGAAGGACAAAAAAGACAAGAAGGACAAGAAGUCCUCCAAGAAAAAGGCGAAGCUGGCCUGGGACGACGACUGGGAAGAGAAGCCUGCCGAGUCCGUGCCGGAAACCCCCAAGGAGGUUGAGCCUGAAACCGAGGCCGGGUCGAGCGCUGCAGCCGCUGCCAUUGUUGCUGCAGGCCUUGCCGCCGCAGGUAUGGCCGCCACCACAGAGACGACGGAGUCUGCCAAAGACGACUUUGCGCCUGUCUCUUCGGGCAAAAUAUCGAAGAAAGAUAAGAAGAAGAAGAAGGCUCAUCUCUCUGCAUGGGAUGAAGACGUUCCAUCUGAAGCAGCCGCUGAAACAACGCCGACAGCAGAAGAGGUGGCUGCCGCUGACGAUGUUCCCGAGUCUCUCCAAGAGGUCACCGAGCCUGCCCAAGAACGAGGGGUGGCUCGGGACGUGGAGACAGCGACGGCAUAUGAUGAUGCGCAGACGGCGUCACAAGACAUCACUGAGCCACCUGUUGACGAUGCCCUUGACUUUGCCCCUGUCUCGCGCAAGCUCUCCAAAAAGGAAAAGAAAGCAGCCAAGAAGACGGCGCAGUCCGCCUCCUGGGCUGACGAGGUCGAGGAGGAAGCUGCCAAGGUCGACGCCCCUAGCGAAGAGAUUGUGCCCUCCGAGGUUGUUCCAAGUGCCGAGCAAGAACAAACGAGAAAGAUCGCGCCGAUUGACGAAGAACCGCACAGCUCCCUGUCUCACGACAUGGCCACCGAGUCUUCCUUCCCAGCUGCCGAGCCUGCGGCUGAGCCAGCACAGGAAGACGAUGCCUUUGCCCCUGUUUCGCGCAAGACCAAGAAGGAGAAGAAGGAAAAAAAGGAGAAGAAGGACAAGAAGUCUAAGAAGGCACCGACCUGGGCUGCUUUUGAGGACGAGCCCCAGGAAGGGACCGAGUCUGCCGAGGUCGUUGAGCCGGUGAGCGAGCUGAUUGUUGAACCAGUCAAUCCCAUUGUCGAGGAGACUGUCGAGCCCACAGCCGAAACGACACGCGAGUCUGAGGUUGUCAGUGAGGAGCCCACGGCCGAUGCUCCCCCUCCAGUCGCCGAAGAAGACGACAGCUUUGCUCCGGUCGCGCGCAAGUCCAAGAAAGGCAAGAAAAAGAAGAAGUCGCUUCCAACCUGGGACGACGAGCCGGAGCAGCCCCUCGAUUCUGAGCCUCUUGUCGAACCUGCCACAUUUGCCGACGAUGCCAUAGCGGAGGAAGUCGUUGAUGAUGCCCGCGGCUUCGAGGAGCCAGAGGGCCUCGACACCAUCGUGGAGGAGCCUAUGGAUCUCCCUGAGACUGCUCGUGAGGCUGGCCCAGACGUCGUCCCCGAAGCUCUCCCCGAGGAGGACUGGUCUGCUCCGGCUCCUGCCAAGAGCAAGAAAGGGAAGAAGGGAAGACAGGUCGUGGACGUCAGCCAGUUUGACGAGAGUCCCGUCCCAGCCACCGAACCUUCUUCUGUUGACACACCCGACACCGUCGAGGCUGCCGAGCCGAUGAAUAUGGAGCCGGCUGUCACAGAACCUAUCGCGGAGGCCGCUGCCAAAGACGACUUUGCGCCUAUGACUAAGAAGGGCAAGAAGGGCAAGAAGCAGCGCGGUACGCUCCAAUCGUACAUGGACUUGACAGAAGGCGCCCGGUCGCUUCUGCCUGAACAGCACACCGAGUCCGCCAGUGAGCCUACCAGGGACAGCUCUCUCGCCACAGCAGCCACUGCCGCUGCUGGCAUUGCCGCCGUCGGUUUCGCAGCGGAGCAUCUGCACAGAGGUAGCGAAGACACAGACCUUCUCCCUGCCAAGGAGUAUGAGCUGCCGCGGCGACGGACGCCGUCGCCGUCUGUAUCCCCGCGGUCCCGGAAGCGCCCCGAGACGCCUGACAGGGAACCAGCCGCAAAUACAAAGGACGUGCAGUUGGACAGUGACAAAGCGGCCCUCGACGAGCCAGUCCUGGACAAGCUCUCCAUCAACCCUGCUCUGACCGGCAUGUUCGACAAGGCCGACCGUCUGUCGUCGCCGUCGUCGCCCACAGUGCCUGUCUGGGGCCUGAUGACACGCGCCGACUCGGACGUCUUUGAGCGGGCCGGCCACGUCCCGAAGCUGCUCCCGAUGCAGAGUUUCAGCCCGACCGCCACGUUGCCUUCGCCGCCUUCGGGCAGUGCUGGGCCGUCCUUUGCCGAGCUCGCCCUGGGCCAAGAGCGCGACCGCAAGGUGUCACUGCCGCACGACCCGCCUUUUGAGAAGGAGUCGAGCGACGACGCCCAACCCGACAAGAAGAAGACCAAGGUGCAAGCGGUCCUUACGCCGCUGGCCGCCGACAAUGACCCUGGCCACUUUGCAGAAGACGCCGUGUUGAGCGACAGUGACAUCAUGUACGACGUCAGAGACGACAGAGAGGAGCGCGAUGAGCGCGAUGAGCGUGGUCGCGGAGGAGGAGACGUGUCGAUGAAACUUAAAUCGCCAAAGAAAAAGAGCAAGGGUAAGGGGAAGGACAGGGAGGUGGAAGUGAAGAGCGAGGUGACCGAGGUGAAGCCGGACAAGGUGAAAGUGCUAACAGUCGUUUCACCCAAGCCUGAGAAGGCAAGCAAGAAGAAGAAAGGGGGAAAGAAGAAGAUUGUGGACAGGCGGUCCGACGGUGAUGACAUUUUUGACGAUGCCGCCCUAUGGGAGAGCAAGGAUCCCAAGGUGCACGAAGAGGUCAUGGGCGACAGUCCGCGAGAGGCGACGGCCGACGGGGAUGAGAUGCCCGGCUUCUUUGCACAAGAGCGGGCGGGCCGUGAUGAUGAGACGAUGGACGACAUUUACCCAAGAGAGCAGGAGGAGACAAAAGGGGAGGAAACGAACGAGGAGCGGGUUGUUCCGGACGCCAUUUUGAGCAAAUUGACGGACACCUCCUUUGACGAGAAUGGCAGCCAAGGUGGCACCGAGCUCCAGUCUGCACGGGGCGUCAGCAGCGACAAAAACGACGACCUCGAGAGCCCGGUUCUCGGCCGUCGCGACUCGGACAAGCUCAAGACCAACCCGCUGCCCAUGGUGGCCGCCGCCAAUGCUGCUGCUGCUGCCGCUGCUGCUGCCGGAACUGACACGAGCCGUGGCAUCGACAUUCCCGACGCAUUGCUCGAGGAUUCCCGCGAGCCAACGCCCCGCCAGGAGGAUCUGUUGCGGCGGCCUGUGCUCGAGUCGCCUCGCGCCUCGCGCGAAUGGACACCCGAGCCGGAAAAGAGGCCUUCUACGGACAAGGGCGGCCACCACGAUUACGACUACAACACACCCAGCCGUGGGCUCUCACACUCGCCUUCCAUCUUGCCCGAGGCGGCAGGUGUCGCCGGUGUCGCCGGCGCCGCCCUCCUCGGAAGCAUGGGAAGCAUGGCCGGCAAGUCGGUUUCGCACGUGGUACACCAUGCCAGCGGUGGUGAUCUGAGACGGUCCGCUUCGAGCAUUCUCGCGCCUGUUCUCGAAGAGACCUACGAAGACGAGGACGGUAGGGAUCACGGGCGGCACUACCAUGGUCGCGAUCUCGACACGACGCCCUCGCGCAGCCAGCCACGUCGCCCGGCAGAGCACCAGCACAGGGCUGCCACGCCCGACGCCAACCGUGACAGCGGCUUUGCCGAGGACAACGCCCACGCCCUACCCACCGCGCCAGCUGCACCCAAGAGUCGUCUCAGCGACGACACCCAGCUGCGUGACAGCGGCGUGCACCUCCGCGACUGGUCGGGCCAUCACGGCGGGAGCACCAGCAGCAACACCGCUGCCGACCUACAGAGAAGCCCCGAGUCGCUGCCAGCGGUGCGACACAGCAGCGACGACAAGCGAUCCACGAGCUACAAGGACGCCGGACUGGCCGCAGGCAUUCUGCCGGCGGUUCGUUCCCGACCAGGAUCGACCGAGCCUGGCCUGCCCGGCAUGCGCAGCGUCUCCGACAACACCCACGCUGCGAGCCGCGACCGCGAACGGCGCCUCAUGUCGUCGCCCAUGCCAUCCGACGCGGGCUCUGUGUCUGGCGCCAUGCUGCCGCAACAGGCGCCGCGCCGUUCCGCGUCCAAUACGAGUCUAGUGCGGCGCAGGACACCGGACCCACUCAAUUUGCGGCGGCCUGAAAGCCCAGGCAUCAAUCGCGCCGCUUACUCAUCAACCCCACCCUUGAGGCGCAUUGACCGACGAAUGAGCGGCGGUCUUAGGUCGCUCAGCAACCGAAGCCAGACUGACCUUUUUGCCUCGCCCGCUGCCCUCGCCGGCGCAGCUGCUGCCACUGCUACUGCCGCGGGCGCUAGCGCGCUGGGGCCGUUACCGCCCGACAACAACACCAACAAGCAACACGCCACCGCUUCCACGUCGACGACACGCGACGAAGGCUCCUCCAGCAAAGACCUUUCUGGCACGACUGCAAGCAUUCCAGUUGCCAAUGAAGGCCGUGUACGCGACAAGGGCGGCAUGACCGACGUAUAUGAUGGCUAUGGCGAGGGCCGCAUCGGCUCGCCGCGGUCGCCGACCCGGCCACACAGCAUGCGCCGCCGACAAAGCAUGCAGGUGAUGGAGCUGGAGAACCGUGUCGAGCAGUUGAUGGCCGAGAACCGGAUGCUCGCCGAAGCACGAUCACAAGCCGAGCAAUCGUCCUCCAGCAAAGCGGCCAGCUCGCUCGCCGAGCGCGACAGCCAAAUCGAUGCCCUCAAACGGUCGCUCGAUUUCUUCCAAAAGGAAGUCAAGCGCCUCACCGAGGUCAACGAGGGCCUCAAUUCGGCCAUCAACUCGUCGGCGAUGCAGCACAACGAACGCUUCCGGCAGCUCGAGACCGACCACGCACAAGCAACACGCGAUCUCGCCAGCGCUGCCAGCGAACGCAACGAACACCUCGAGACCACCAAGAAGCAGCUCGAUGACAAGGAUGCCGAAAUCGCGGCACUCAAAGCCCAGCUGCAGGCGGCCCAAGACGAGAUCCGUGCCAUGCAGGCCAAGAUUCUGGCGUCCAUGCCUGCCGACGGCGCCGACCUGCUGCGCAUUCAAGACGUCGACUACUUUGACCGCCGCUGCCAGCAGCUGUGCACCCACGUCCAGCAGUGGGUCUUGCGCUUUAGCAAGUUUUCCGACUUGCGCGCCUGCCGACUGACGGCCGAAAUCAACGACGAAAAGACGGUGGACCGCCUUGACAAUGCCGUGCUCGACGGCUCGGACGUCGACGACUACCUCCGAGACCGCGUCCACCGCCGGGACGUCUUCAUGGCCAUGACCAUGUACAUGGUGUGGGAGUUUGUCUUUACGCGCUACCUGUUUGGCAUGGACCGCGAGCAGCGCCAAAAGAUCAAGUCGCUCGAGAAGACCCUGCUCGACGUCGGUCCCAUCUCCGCCGUCCGCCAGUGGCGUGCCGUCACCCUGACGCUGCUGAUGCGCCAGCCGUCCUUCCGCGAGCAGCGCGACCAGGACACCGAGGCCGUCGUCCAGGCCAUCCUGCAGACCUUGAGCGCGAUCCUGCCCCCGCCCACCAACAAGGAGGAACAGAUCGAGACCCAGCUCCGCCGCGUCAUCCGCGAGGCUGUGGAUCUCUCCAUUGAAAUGCGCUGCCAGCGCGCCGAGUACAUGAUGCUGCCGCCUCUGCAGCCCGAGUACGACGGCAACGGCGAGCUGGUCGAGACCGUCGCGUUUAACCCGGAGCUGAUGACCGAACGCGACGGGCGAGGAGGAGGAGGAGAGGGGGCCGACGAAACGGCCGGUACGCCCGUGCGCAUUGUCCUGUUCCCGCUCGUCGUCAAAAAGGGCGACGACGCGGGCCAGGGGGACGACGAGAUCGUCGUCUGUCCGGCCCAGGUGCUGGUCGCCGCGCCUCUUCCGCGGCGCUCGGCAUCCCGGGCCGGCACGGCCCCGAGCAUCGUUGACCAGCCGGCCAGCAAGCGACGCAUGAUGACGCCGAGCUCGGACGCCGGCGGUGUCAGCCUGCUGUCCGCUGCUCACCAGCCAUCGCAACCCCACCAGGGAGGCCGCCCGGACAACCGGAGCACGAUCAGCAUGACGGAUGCGGGCUCGAUUGCCGAGGCCCAGUACAUUGAGGGUGGGAUUUAG
This is a messenger RNA of Sporothrix brasiliensis 5110, 20886 nucleotides long. RefSeq lists its product as uncharacterized. The transcript is spliced from 4 exons. The coding region runs from base 1 to 20886 and encodes 6961 amino acids. The record is from RefSeq and is a predicted model, not a curated record. Lineage: Eukaryota; Fungi; Ascomycota; Sordariomycetes; Ophiostomatales; Ophiostomataceae.